UCGUCGGUGUGGCUAGCGGAGCUUGGCAAUGGGCUGGGCGGCGUUGGAGCUGCUGGGGCUGGCGCUGAGCGUGCUGGGCUGGGCGGGGGCGCUGCUGGUGGCGGCGCUGCCCAUGUGGCGGGUCUCGGCCUUCCUGGAGCACAACAUCGUGGUGGCGCAGAGCACGUGGGAGGGCCUGUGGAUGGACUGCGUGGUGCAGAGCACGGGCCAAAUGCAGUGCAAGGUGCACGACUCGGUGCUGGCGCUGCGGCCGGAGGUGCAGGCCGGGCGGACGCUGACGGUGCUGGCGGCGCUGCUGGGCUUGGCGGCGCUGCUGGUGACGGUGGCCGGGGCCCGGUGCACCACCUGCCUGAAGGCCGGGCGCGUCAAGGCGCGGGUGGCGGGCGGCGGAGGGGCGCUCUUCGCCGCCUGCGGCCUCCUGGUCCUCGUGCCGCCCUCCUGGUUCGCCCACCUCAUCAUCCGCAACUUCUACGACCCGGCCGUCCAGGCCUCGCAGAAGCGCGAGAUGGGCGCCGCCCUCUACCUGGGCUGGGCCGCCGCCGCCCUCCUCCUCCUCGGCGGGAGCCUCAUCCUGGCCGCCGCCCUCCGGAGCAACCCGCCUCAGGCCCCCGCCUUCCCCGUCAAGUACGCCGCCCCGCGGAGGAGCCCCUCCGCCAGCCCCACCGCCGAGUACGACAAGAAGAACUACGUCUGAGCCCCCGAGCGAGCGAGCGAAGAAGGAAAGCCCCCUUGCCCUGGCUCUGGAGCAGCAGGCCUGGCCCAACUUGGGCCCUCCGGCGGCUUUGGACACCAACUCCCACCAUUCCUAACAGACGGCAGGAGUUGGAGUUCAAAGCCCCUGGAGGGCCCAAGUUGGCCCAGGCCUGCUCAGGAGGCUCUCCCAAGGGCCCUGAACCACGCCAGGGCCUCUCCUCUUCAGGCCCAUCAAAGUGCCCCGAAAGAUGCUUACCCAGGCUGGUCCUCCACAGGACUGAUUCUCCAUUCUUCUCUGCCUCUCAGUGCCCAUCGAAGGGCCCCGAAAGAUGCCCACACAGGCCAAGAUGAAGACUGGCUCUCACCUGGACUGUUUGUCAACUUUUUUGUGCCUCUAAAUGCCCUGAAAGAUGCCCACACAGGCCGGGAUGAAGACUGGCCCUUGCCUGGACUGCUUUUCGCACUUUCCGUGCCUCAAAGUGCCCUGAAAGAUGCCCAUACAGAUUCGGUCUUGCCUGGACUCAUUUGCCACUCCUCCACCCCUUGAAGUGCCCCAAAAGAUGCCCACAUAGGCUGUGACGAAAACUGGCCCUCGCCUGGACUGCUUUUCACAAUUUCCAUGUCUCAAAGUGCCCUGAAAGAUGUCCACACAGACUUGGCCUCGCCUGGAUUCAUUUGUCACUCUGCCACCCUCGAAGUGCCCUGAAAGAUGCCUGCACAGACUGGCCCUCGCCUGGACUGCUUUUUGCCCUUUCUGCCCCUCAAAGUGCCCUCAAAGAUGCCCACACAGACUUGGCCUCACCUGUUCUGUUUCUCCACCCUUCCGCCCUUUGAAGUGCCCUGAAAGAUGCCCGCACAGACUGGCCCUCGUCUGGUCUGCUUUUCACCCUUUCUGUGCCCAUCAAAGUGCCUUGAAAGAUGCCCACAGACACUUGCCCUCUCCUAGGCUGAUUUGCCACCCUUCCACCCCUCAGAGUCCCUCAAAAGAUGUCCACGUAGGCCACAAUGAAGACUGUCCCUCACCUGGACUGCUUUUCUCCCUUUCUGUGCCUCUUGAUGCCCAUCAAAAGAUGCCCACCCAGACUGGCCCUCUUCUGGACUGACUCUGCAUUCUUCUUUGCCCUUUUAAGGGCCGAGAAAGAUGCCCUUUGCCAUUUCUGUCCCUUCUGGUGGGCCUUCCAAGGGCCCCAGAGAGAUGCCGGCUUUCCCAGACGUCUUCGUCAGGCCCCUUCAAAAGGCCCUCAACCCGGUCAGGUUGGGGUGAAGGUUUGCGCUCUCCUUGACUUUUUUUCUCCCCAAUUCUGUGCCUCUUGGUGGUCUUCAAAGGGACCCAAAGGAUGGCAGCUCAGCCUGGGUCCAGGGUCGCUCACCUUCCGGACCACUUCCCACCCUCUCUGUGCCUUGGUGCCUUUCGAAGUGCCCCCCAAAGAUGCUGUGGCUGAAGACUAGCUCAUGCCUAGACUUCCUCUUGACCCUUCUGUGCCCCCAAAGAUGCCUACGCUGGCUGCGGCUGAAGGCGAGGGCUCUCCUGGAUGUCUUCUCAACCCUUCUGUGCCUCUUGGUGCCCUCAGAGGGGCCCAGGAAGGUGCUAUUCCCCAUUUUGGACCUCCCAAUGUCCCUCCUGAUGCUCUUUGAAGGGCCCAGUCAAUGGCCAGCUCUCCUGGUCUUCGUGGCACUGUUUCUGUUCCUUUCCAAUGCCCCAAAAUCAUGCUGGGCCAAAGACUAGUGCUCUCCUGGACCUCUAAGUGCCUUUGAAGUGACCAGAAACAUGCCGCUUGCCAAUUCUGUAUCUCUGGCGGUGCCUCUGGAUGUACUUUGGAAAGCGCCCUGAAAGAUGCCAGCUCUCCUCCGCUUCUGUGACUCAUUCAGGUCCCGAAAGAUGCCGACGCAGGCUGGGCUGAAGGCUAGCACUCUUCUCACUGUUUUAAUUGCCUCUCGAUGCCCAGAGAGAUACCAGCUCGACCUUCACUGAGCUGUUUCUCACCAUUUUUGUGCCUUCGCCAUGCCCUGAAAGAUGCCCACGCAGGCGGGGCUGAAGACUAGUACUCUCCUCUCCGCCUUCUCCCUGGCUCAGUGACUCUUUGAGGCUUUUCCAAGGACCCAGAAGGAUGCCAUUUGCUGUUUCUGUACCCUUUUGCUGCCCAGAAAGAUGCCAGUUCAGCUUUGGCUUGCAACAAACACUCUCUCGGACCUCUUCUUUCCCUUUGAAUGGCCUUUGGAGAAGACUGUCUUGCAAAAAGAACACAUUCCUGAGACUUUAGGGCUUUGGACUCUGCACUGUACUAGUCCUCAUUAAGUGAUUUGCCACAUUACUUCUUAAUGAGGUGCCUCAGGGGAUGACCAAUACACACACACAUGAUAUUUAAAUUGACAGUUUGUACAUUGUACUCAUCCCUCUGCCAAGUGGGUCCCUUGCAUUGUUUCCUAACUGGAAGAAAGGUUUUGGGAGCACCCAUUUGAAAUGGAAGUCAGCCCUCUGUAUCCAUGGAUUCUGCAUCCACAGAUUCCAUCCAUCAUUGCUUUUAAAAAAAUUUAAUCCCAAAGGCAAAGCAUUUUUUGCCAUUUUAUAGAAGGGGUGCCGUUUCAGUAGACCAUUGUAGAUAAUGGGACUGUAUACCGAACCCCGGUGGAUACGGAGGGCCUUGUGUGUAUUCAUUUAAGGCUUGUAUUCGGCACUGUCUUGUUCUCAGUGUGUCAGACUGCUUCUUAACCAAAGCAGCGUGACAUUCAUGUUCUUCUAAGUUCAAUUUUCUCUAAAUUGUUUUUGAAGAAAUCAUUAGGAAUUGAAUUUUCAGCUCAUUUUGGGCAUUGUGCCUAUUCUAAAUCAACGAUCCCUGAUGCUAUUUUGAUUAGUUUGAUUUUUUGCCUGCAAGAAGGAGAGGGAUUUGUCGAAUAUGUUGUCAGAGGCUUUCAUGGCCACGAUCACAGGGUUGCUGUGAGUUUUCCGAGCUCUCUGGCCAUGUUCCAGAAGCAUUCUCUCCUGACAUUUUGCCCACAUCUAUGGCAGGCAUCCUCAGAGGUUGUGAGGUCUUUUGGGAAUUAGGAAAGUGGGGUAUAUAUAUCCUUGGAAUAAUGUCUAGGGUAGCCUUGCAGCUUCAAAGCCUGGCUGCUUCCUGCCUGGGGGGAUCCUUUGUUGGGAGGUGUUAGCUGGCCCUUUAUUGAAUCUUUGUAAGGAACCUGUUCUUUGAGUUUGAAGGCCAGUUCUUUGAGCAUAGUGGUGGAUUCAAUCCCGGUUUGUUAUUAUUGUUAUUUACUGUAUUUGUAUGCCACCACAUGACCUUGGAGGUGUCUAUGGACAACACUGGCUCUUUGGCUUCAAAAUGGAGAUGAGCACCAACCACCCAGAGUCGGACAUGACUGGACUUAAUGUCAGGGGAAAACCUUUACCUUUUCUCACCCCUGAGGGGGCUCAAGGAGGUUUACAACAUACUAGACUUAAGCAACUACAGGGUCAGAUUGCCUUCCUCUGAAGUUCCUUUUCAAAACAUGUGUGGACUUUGUGCACAUGAUUUUUUAAAAAAGAUUUCUUUGAAUGACCAUUUCAGUAUUACAUACUUACCUCCAAAUAAAACUUUUUAAUGCAUUUGGUGCGGAAUCGGACACCGGUACUGGAUCAGACGCAAUUUCAUGUAAUCUUGGGGUGGGAUGGGGGGGAUUCAUCAGUGUUUUGAAAUCCAAGACCUUUGUACAUUUUAUAUUCUCUGUUUAUUUAUAAUAUAUUAUAUAUAAUACA
Anolis sagrei ordinatus is the source of this 4426-nucleotide messenger RNA. RefSeq names its product claudin 5 (gene CLDN5). Gene Ontology annotation, molecular function: structural molecule activity. Gene Ontology annotation, biological process: cell adhesion; bicellular tight junction assembly. Gene Ontology annotation, cellular component: plasma membrane; bicellular tight junction. The record is from RefSeq and is a predicted model, not a curated record. Lineage: Eukaryota; Metazoa; Chordata; Lepidosauria; Squamata; Anolidae.